CGGCGGCGGCAGCACUAGCGGCCGUGGCGGUGCAGGUACAAAAGUAAACGGGGAAGAGAAAGGGGCUUUGGGAGGACCAUCCCUGAUCCGCUGGGGGAGAAGCUGCUGCCUGUUACAGCCACCCCACGCCCCCACCCUGCCGCCCCCAUCGUCCCCGCCUGUGCCAAUCAUGCCAGCCGCCCAUGCCGAGCAAAGCCCGCGGAUCCGGGAAGUUUGGGCUUGCAACCUGGACGAGGAGAUGAAGAAAAUGCGCCCCGUUAUCCAGCAGUACAAUUACGUGGCUAUGGACACGGAGUUUCCAGGUGUGGUGGCCAGACCCGUGGGGGAAUUCCGAAGCUAUGCCGACUACCAGUACCAGCUUCUGAGGUGCAAUGUGGACUGGCUGAAGAUCAUCCAGCUGGGGCUGACCUUUAUGAAUGAGCAAGGAGAGUGCCCUCCGGGAACCUCCACGUGGCAGUUUAAUUUUAAGUUCAAUUUGAAGGAGGACAUGUACGCCCAGGACUCCAUCGAGCUGCUCACCAUGUCCGGCAUCCAGUUCAAGAAGCACGAGGAGGAGGGCAUCGAGGCACAGUACUUCGCAGAGCUCCUCAUGACCUCCGGGGUGGUCCUGUGCGAUGAGGUCAAGUGGCUGUCCUUUCACAGUGGCUACGACUUCGGUUACUUCAUCAAGAUCCUCACCAACUCGCCCCUGCCAGAAGAAGCCCACGACUUCUUCGAGAUCCUGAAACUCUUCUUCCCAGUCAUCUAUGACAUCAAGUACCUCAUGAAGAGCUGCAGAAACCUCAGGGGUGGACUGCAGGAAGUGGCCACUCAACUAGAGCUGGAGAGAAUUGGCGCUCAGCACCAGGCGGGGUCUGACUCCCUCCUCACAGGGAUGACCUUCUUCAAAAUGCGAGAAAUGUUCUUUGAAGACCACAUUGAUGAUGCCAAGUAUUCUGGUUACCUGUAUGGCCUUGGUUCUGGAGCCACCCAUGCCUAUAGCAACUCCUGGCGUAGGUCCCAUAACAUUGUCCAGAACAGCACCCAGAACAGCAUCCAGAACAGCUACCCUAACACUGGUCAGAGCAGUUUCCAGAACACUGUCCAGUGCAACUUCCCAAACGGCUACCUGAGCAGCUACCAAAGCAGCUUCCAGAACUACCACAACAGUUUCCAGAAUGGCUACCAAAACAGCUUUCUGAACAGCAUCCCGGAUAUCCAGAACAUCCAGUAUGUCCAGUAUGUCCAAUAUGGCAGAGAACCAGUAUGGAGAGGAGAUCAGCCAGCAUUCUUGAGCAUGCCAGAGAUGCCCCCCUUUGAGGUCGAGGACCAGCAGUUCUACACCUAUGGCGAGUGAGCCAGGCCGGCCGAGAUCCUGUCCUAGGAGAAGGUUGAGUUUUCCCUGAUGUUUGCCUGAAAGUUGAUCAUCCACCAGUUUACACAGCGUUCCCUUGUUUUGAACCCGUGGAGCAGAGUAUGUUCGUUCAUUGUGCUGCAAACUGUUGUCUAAGCUAAGCUAACCCAAGAAGAAAAAGAAGACCUUAGUGACUGCUUUUCCUGGUGUUUCAUCUUCUCAGCACCUCUAGUGUUUCUUGGUUUUGAAUUGGUAUAUGUAUUAGAUCUGUGACUGACUAAAUGUUUCAAUCCAGCUUUACACCCUUCAGCAAAGUCCCCUGUGACUGGCUUUUCACAAUCUGUCAGGGAGCUGGCAUCCAAGGAGUCAGCCUGAGGUUCUGGUGAUGGCAUCUUUCCUUUUAUCUCCUUUCUGCCUUUGUGUUCUACUAACACAUUUCUUCUUUCUCCCAACCCUCCCUGGCCCCAGCCCUCCCCCACUUCCCCCCACCCCCACCCCCUUAAACCAAUUUCAUUAUAGAAAGUCCAAAGAGAACAAAGUCACCUUAGGUAUAUUUUAUGCCCCAUUAAAUUAGAAGAAAUAAGACUGUGCUUUUGUAGUUGCUAGAAAGACAAAACUCAUUCUGAGGCUUGUUGUAAAACAACAGAAAGUCCCCCAAAUUCACUUGAAUGGUAUUAGUCAUCUGAGGACUAUAAUGAUUAUUUAUUUGUGUGUGUAUAUUUUUGCCACAUAUUUUCUACCUAAUGACAGAAAUAACUGUGAAUGCUUUCUUAGCCAAGCAGAGUAUGUGUGACCAGGUCAGAGCACGUGAAGGAAAACCCUGGUCAUUUGGUAAUGCAAUCCUGGUCAGAAAUGACUUGUAAGUUAUCUGCACUUCAAUUGGUAAUAUUCUCUGUUUGCCAGAUGCACUUGUUACCCUCGUCCUUUAAUAUUCUUUUCUUGUGAAGUUUGCCAGAGAGUUGACUUGGUGAGAAAUGUGGAUUGGGAGAAGCUCAGAGGAGGAAAAGAGUUCUUGGAGUUUGGGUGGUUCUGGAGAAAUGGCCUUGGGAAGCAAAGAGUGCUCCAACUCCCCCCCUUGAGGAGGUCCUGGGGUGGGAGAUGGCUGGUGGCUGGGGGUCAGGGGAGCUGGGAAAUGAGUGACAGUCCAACCACAGGCAGGUCUUGGUGAGGGCAAGAGAAAGGAAGGGGUGGGACAUGAGAAGGUGGUAUCCCUCUUACUGCCCAAUGCAUAUGGUGCCAUGAACACAGCAAGCAUCUGAGGAGUGUGUGAUUCUUCGAAUGUCUGGCUUCCUUCAAGGCUCAGGCCAAGGGGCCACCUUCUGCAGGAGGCCUUCCCCAGCUCCCUCAGCUGCUAGUGCCUUCCCCUCGCAUAUUGCCUUCCACCUACUCUGUCUAUAUCGUGUGUGUGUUUGUGUGUUUGUGUGUGUGUGUGCGCGCGCGCCGAGCUCAUUACGAGUUGUCUCCCCUAUUAGAAUGUGAGCUUCUUGAGAGCCCAGAUAGUGGGGUUUUUUGCCUUUCAUUGUACCCCAGCACUUAGCACCGUAAGGACUUAAUAAAUGUUUAUUUGAUUGA
Molecule: messenger RNA, 2905 nt
Organism: Monodelphis domestica (gray short-tailed opossum)
Lineage: Eukaryota; Metazoa; Chordata; Mammalia; Didelphimorphia; Didelphidae
Product: CCR4-NOT transcription complex subunit 7-like
Cellular component (GO): CCR4-NOT complex
Molecular function (GO): poly(A)-specific ribonuclease activity; nucleic acid binding
Source: RefSeq, a predicted model, not a curated record